AUUGGGAGAGGUGCGACGGAUGGUGAAUAGGUUAAUUGAACCCAUGCAAGAGCAAUUGGAAAUGUUGCAAUUGGAGAAUAGGAGGCAGCAACGAAAUUCUCCCGCUCAACCACCACCUAGGCAGAUGCAGCAAAGAGAAAAUUGGGGUGACAUAGAAAGAGAAGAGGAGUUGGAAGAGUUGAAUGAGCCACCAUUGAACCGGGGUAGGUUUAGGCAUGGGAAUGGGAAUAGAGAAGUUAAGAAUCGGGAGGACAAUAGUUUGGGCAACAUCAAAAUGAAUAUUUCACCAUUCCAGGGAAAAGCAGAUCCGGAAGCCUAUCUUGAGCAAGGACAUCAGAGUGUGGAGGAGAAUUAUCAAGAGAUGGAGAAAGCCAUGAUUAAAGCCAAUGUAAAAGAAGACCGAGAGGCAACGAUGGUGAGAUUCUUGCAAGGAUUGAAUCUAGACAUCCAUGAUUGGCUAGAGAUGCAACACUAUGUGGAGAUAGAAGACAUGUGCUUUAGAUGUCAAGGCAAGGGUCACAUAGCGAGUCAAUGUCCAAACAAGCGGGUUAUGGUGAUGCAAGACAAUGGUGAAAUUGUGACCGAAGAUGAAGAUUCUAACACCAAUGAAAUGCCACCAUUGGAGGACGCCUAUGAGAAGGAGUUUGCUGUACAUGGAGAUUUUAUGAUUAUUGAUGGUGGUAGUUGUACUAACGUUGCUAGCACAACCAUGGUGGAAAAAUUAGGAUUGCCUACGCUAAGACACCCUAGUCCAUACAAGUUGCAAUGGUUGAAUGAUAGCAGCGAGGAUUACGAGGAUGUCUUUCUCGAUGAAAUGCCACCUGGAUUACCUCCAAUACGAGGGAUUGAACAUCAAAUUGAUUUUUUUGUGAAGGGCUUUAGCACUUUGGCAGCACCACUUACUGAAGUAAUCAAGAAGAACAUUGGAUUCAAGUGGGGCAAAGAGCAAGAAAAGGCAUUUCAGCUAAUCAAGCAAAAAUUGAUUAACGCUCCAUUAUUGUCUUUACCUAAUUUUGAUAAAACGUUUGAGAUUGAAUGUGAUGCUUCAGGUGUAGGUAUUGGUGCAGCACUCAUGCAAGAGGGUCGACCAAUUGCAUAUUUUAGUGAAAAGCUAAGUAGGGCAGCUCUAAACUACCCAACUUAUGACAAAGAGUUGUACGCAUUGGUUUGGGCAUUAAAAGCAUGGCAGCAUUAUCUUUGGCCUAAGGAGUUUGUGAUACACACUGAUCAUGAAUCAUUGAAGCACUUGAAAGGCCAACACAAGUUGAACAAGAGGCAUCCGCGAUGGAUGGAGGUCAUCCAGACGUUUCCAUACGUCAUCCAAUAUAAGCAAGGUAAGGAGAAUGUUGAUGGGAAUCAAGAUGACCCCACAUGUACCACGACAAGAGAGCCAUUACAUAUUCCAGGAGGUCCAGCCACGAGAGCUAGAGCUAAGAAGAUGCGAGAAGCUUUAAAUGGCCUUAUUGAGCAGAUCUGGGUUGAUAACAACAUGCACAAGUAAAUCAAAACUUGGAUGAUUAUCAAGGCAUGAUAAACAUUAUUCAGGUUCAAGAGAAGCUUAAUUGAGGGCAUUUAUGCUAGAUUAUACAGUUUGCGUCAAUCUCGCAAUUCUGUCGCAAUUUGUAACAAACUGAUAUUUCAUGU
This is a messenger RNA of Rubroshorea leprosula, 1644 nucleotides long. The record is from the annotation of a GenBank genome assembly. NCBI's taxonomy places the organism in Eukaryota, Viridiplantae, Streptophyta, Magnoliopsida, Malvales, Dipterocarpaceae.